Molecule: messenger RNA, 737 nt
Organism: Brassica napus (rape)
Lineage: Eukaryota; Viridiplantae; Streptophyta; Magnoliopsida; Brassicales; Brassicaceae
Product: small polypeptide DEVIL 17-like
Exons: 1
Coding region: 366-557 (63 amino acids)
Biological process (GO): negative regulation of cell population proliferation
Source: RefSeq, a predicted model, not a curated record
UGAUUCCUACAUUAAUAACCCGGUUUAAAACAACAAUGAUAAAGCGUAGUGUGGAAUUAUAUAAUCGCGCAAGUACAGAAGCAAAAUGAACUAAUGGGUUUCUAAGAGGAUACGUGAAAUUUUUAAAGAGAGGUUAACGACGUUUAACGUCAUCGCAUCAUCAUUGCUCCACCACUCUUCUAUUUAUAGUCUUUUUUAUCAUUUUAUUUAUUUUCCUCUCCACUCUUUUGGUCUCUUUCAUUUGCUUCUUCUUCUCUUCCAUCAUUUCUCUGUUAAAAGAAAAUAUCGUCUCUACAGAAAAAAUAAAAUAAAGAAGAACAUAAAAAGUGUGAAGAAGCCAAGUAAAUAAGAGAAGAAGAACAAACAUGGGCCAAUGUUCAUCGACCACAAAGAUGAGGAGAAAGAGGAAAAGAGAAGAAGAAGGUUGUAGAGAAUCAUCAUCAGUGGAAAGGAAUAGAGGAUGUUUAGCGAUGGUGAAUGAGAGGCGUUCUAGGUUCUACAUCGCCAGGAGAUGUGUUCUUAUGUUACUUUGCUGGCACAAAUACGCCAACUCUUGAUUAUCAAUCAGGUUUUGUGUUUUUAUUACAAGUAAAAAUAAAACACACGUACAUAUAAUUCGCUGUUGAUAACUUUUUUGUUGUCGUCUCUGUUCAUAGCUUGUGUUUUUGAGUUUUGAUAGUUUCAAGCUUUACUCUUGUAACUCCACCCUUUUGUUUCAAACAAUUAUUUGCAAACAA